CUGCGUAACCGGCUGCUGGAUCGUAGCGAGGUAGAACGAGACACAGACACGUCAGCAGUAAGCAGAUCGCGUCGGACCUUUCCGGUGGCCUUGUUGACGGGCCAACGGCCAAACAAGCUGGUUGUAACCAUUGUAGUAGUGCUUAAGACUUGUGAGGGGAGCACCAGCGAUAACAGCAAAGCGAUAGUGACCAGGUAAAACUUAUCGGUUGUGAAUGUUACCUAUUUGUGCUGGCGGUGCUGUGGUAGCCGUUGAACUGAACGACCAGUCAUUGUUGUGGGACUCCGAUUAGCAUCAUCAGUCUCCGUACAAAUAUCGAGUUGUCCAAUUCAAAAGGUGAACAGUCGUUUGUUACUGCCAGAGGAUAAGGAAGGCGGGCCUAUUCGAAAGCGCGGCAACGGUUUUAGGGUGACACCACCCGGCUGCGUGUAAGAAAAGGCGGCCUUCCCCUAGUCGUUGGCAAUGGCCAGCUCUUCCCUUCUUCAAUCGACACCAGCGGCAGAUCGCCUUAGUGACCCCGUUGUUCACGUGCAUCUUGUAUGUGGAAUAUUGUGUCCUGCCUGAUCCUCGACCUCACGACUUCCGUCUUCAGACUCCCUUUGGAUUUUUAUGCUACUACAAGAAAGGUCAGAGGAUGUGCACGUUCAGUUCCGCGGCUUCGCAACCUACUCUUUUCUGGCGUAACGGUAUCAAAUCAGCUUGACUACUACCAUCGCGGUUGGCUCGUGGACCGAGUUUUCCGAUGAGUACGCGGCAGGUUGCGAUGUGUUCCGUACAGCUACUCUAUGCCCUGUUGGCUUCGGUGACUUUUGCGGAGCGUGAACCGCCCUUGCGCGCGAUUGUCUGGGGCCCAGGGUUACGAGGCGACUUUACCUUGCCCGUCAGAUAUAUAUUUAUUAAAAUCCAAAACAAGAAUGGCAACAGUUUGCCUGAGGUUUCACCGUCUGACCUAUUCGUUGAGUUCCGUGACGCAUCGUCAGGUUCAAUAAAACAGUUCCAAGCCGAUUUGCUUCGAACAGCGGAAGGAAACACCAGCUUUCUCUAUCGCUACCGCCCUCACAACUCGUACCCGGGCAAUAUUGUAUUCAACGUUUUCUACAAACGACAACGUCUAGCCAGCGAAACCAUCAACGGGCCUAUCUACUCUGAAGAAUGCGAUUGUCCAUCAGGAACUCAGAGGUGGUUAAUGGACCAGGCCCGUUGCCCGCCAAUAAGCCCCCAGAUUCUCACAGACCUCAAACCGUUCCCCAUAAUUCGGCCGGAAUACAAUCGUAAGGUUCGUGUUGCGAUCUGCACUGACCAACAGGUAAUGCAAACCUUUUACGACCUGCCCUAUUCUGUGUCCGUCUGCAACUAUAUCAUUAAGCAAAAUCGCAUUUACCGAAAAUGUAUGGGCGAGUACGUGGGAUUCACCAUGUUCGUAGACGCCAUCCUCACUAGCCUCGUCCGAAAGGUAAAACUGCCUGAUGUAGACUUCAUAGUGAAUCUCGGAGAUUAUCCACUCGCAAAACAGGACGAACAGCGAUAUUCGCCUCAAAUUCCGAUCCUCUCUUGGUGCGGCUCUGAAGAUACUCGUGACGUAGUAAUGCCAACUUAUGAAUUGGUCGAGGCUUCGGUCCACAUGAUGCGUCGCGUGGCCCUCGAUAUAUUUUCUGUACAGGAUCGAACAAGUCAUCCGUUUGAGAGUCGUUUGCCGAGUGCGUUUUGGCGGGGUCGGGAUUCUCGCGAAGAAAGACUGCAACUAGUAAAACUAUCUCAAAACGAGCCUCAUUUGCUCAAUGCGUCGAUAACAAAUUUCUUUUUCUUCCGCGACCAAAUGAGCAAAUUCGGGGGCAAAACUCCCCACGUGAGUUUCUUCAAUUUCUUUCAGCACAAGUAUCAGGUCAAUGUGGAUGGUACAGUGGCUGCAUACAGGUUACCUUUCCUUCUGGCUGGAGGCAGCACUGUCUUUAAGACACAUCCGACGCCAUUUUACGAACAUUUUUACCAUCUACUCGAGGAGAAUGUAAACUUUAUUGGCGUCCGGCCAGACCUUUCGGACCUAAUGGAUAAGAUCCGUUUUUGUCUCAACAACGAAAAGCACUGCGCACAGGUGGCACGCAAUGGACGACAGUUGGUCAACGACCAUUUGCUACCACAUCUAAUCUAUUGUUAUUACGUACAGUUGCUUCUGGAAUUCGCGACACGUAUUGAAGGUCCAGUGGAAGUUCCUGAUGGGAUGAAGCAUGUGGACCAUAGACAAGAUAGUAAUUGCAACUGUUUUUCAGUUGCAAGAAGUAGUAAUCACUAUAGGCCAUUAAAUAGGACUUCAUACAGGAAAGAAUUGUGACAGCUCUUCAUGCAGAAGGUGAAAUCACACAGCAGGGAUUGAACUGGCAGUUGUUUAAAAUGUAAGCAUUGCAGGUUAUUCUAAGUUUGCUUAGUCAUCAUUUUCAUGUCACUUGUACAUCUAUUAAGACCAAUAUCCCAACACGGACGUAGUGUUAAAUUGUAUACACUCCUAUUGAAGUGGGACUCUUGCUUAAUAACAUAACAAAAAAUAUAACAACACCUAAGCAAUGUAAUAUACAGACGUUAUACGAUGCCAAAGCGAAAUAGUAUUAGACUCACAUAUAGAAGGCUGAUGUUAUAUAUAUGUACAUAGAUAUAUAUGUAUACAUAUACAACGAUUUGUUUAGAACGAACGCUUAAUGUUUUCGUUUUAUAUGUAUAUAUAUAAUUAGCAGGUUUUUGUGAUAAAUUCGUAUUCACAUCUAAUAAAGGGGGUUAAAACCACAA
Varroa destructor (honeybee mite) is the source of this 2778-nucleotide messenger RNA. RefSeq names its product protein O-glucosyltransferase 2-like. Gene Ontology annotation, molecular function: glucosyltransferase activity. The record is from RefSeq and is a predicted model, not a curated record. Gene Ontology annotation, cellular component: endomembrane system. NCBI's taxonomy places the organism in Eukaryota, Metazoa, Arthropoda, Arachnida, Mesostigmata, Varroidae.